AUGCCAUUGGUUAUCUGUGUAGUUUUAUUCUUACUUGAGAAACGACUUGGGGCUUUGGGAAACAGAUGUUCAUCAGCUGAAGAAGCGACUAAACGUAAGUUCCUACAGUUUAAAACACACGUCAAAUUUUUCAACAGUUCUGAGUUUACUUCAAAUAUCUUUGAAUUCUCCUCGUUUUGAUAAAAUACAGCUAUUACUUGGAAGAGACAUGAUUUGAAAUUUUAAUGAUUGAUGUCUAGGUCAGUACUUUGCCUGGCUAAAACGGUAAUAGAAAGAAAUCAAAGAAAUCUUAGUCCCAGUAAUUGCUGACUUUAUGGCUGGACAUUUACAAAACUGCAGACCAUAUCAAUCUUAUUCCAUGUUCUUUUAUUUCUGAUAAAUUUGUCUUGGCAUGGAAUCUUGACAUUCUUGUUUUACCUACUUUUAUUUUAGCAUUCUCGAUGGUGCCGACCGUGGACAUGAACAACUUGGAAUUCCCGAAUGAGCAUGUUCUUCCAACUGGCUAUAAUAUAACAGUCGUUUGUACAAGCAAUCAUCCAGCUUUCUCGAAUCAUAAAUAUUACUUACCCUACUGGAUACAGUAUUUUUUCAAUGAUGCCUACAAGAGAGAAUUUAGUUGUGGUGGUGGCAAUAGUGACUCACAUUACGAACGUUCAAAAGUGUGCAAAUACUUUAUUCAAAACGCCACCGAGGAGAACUCUGGGAAUUAUACCUGCAUUUCAACCAGUCACGCUGGAUGCACAAUGGGAACGAUGGCGUUGAUGUUUAAAAGUAAUAUUUUGUAUUAUUUGUUUCUAGUUAUACAAUAUAACAAAUGAAGUAGCUCACAUUUAGUUUGGUAUCUACAUGACAUUUCAUUUCGGGUAAGACUUACAUUAUAUAAUUUUUCGUGAAAAGACCACGAAGAUGCAUCAAUUUGAAUUGACGGGUAAACAACAAUUUCAUAUCAUAUUGGUCAUGAAGGAAAGUGUGUAAUUCGACGUGUUUUCUCUAAUUUUGAAUUUCGUUUUUCUUGUUUAAUCGUAGAGCCAUCGCCUCCGCUUUUUACUCAUCACCAGCCUCGUGAAGUCGACUUUCUAAAAUCUAGUAAAGCCAAACUCAGCUGUAAUGCAUCAGGUGUUCCCCGUCCCUCCAUCACCUGGCUCAAAGACGGUAAUAGCCUUUCAAGUACUUCUGUGAUGGGGUCACAAAGUUAUUCGAUAUUGAAUUUUGAAUCUGUACACCCUCACGACCAAGGACAGUAUUGGUGCGAGGCAAACAGCACAGAGGGGCAGAGCAGAUCAGCUCCGGUAAAUCUAAGAGGUAUUGAAACAUUUCAAUUUUUUGAAAGAGCAUAAUAAUGUUCAAAUGAUGAGAUGUGUUUAAAGGUGACGAUCAUAUCCCGUAUGCAGGAAACUCACUACACGUGCACGUAUGUACAUAAUUUUGCGUUUUUCGACUUUCUUCAUAUAUUCAUAAAAUUGACAAUUACAAUAUUCCAUCUACCACAUCGAGUCCCUGAUGGAUUCCAUGGACCGCCAAAUGCUUGAAAACAAUUUUUUUCCAGUAGAUUACGGCGGUUGUUAAAAACCAUCAUAUAAUGAUAAUGCUUCUGAAAGACCACAUGCAACAGUUGCUGGAGAGUGUUCAUGUUUCAAUCUCGAGCUUUAGGGACUGGUCAUAAGCUAUUGCCUAAAGGGGAGGGGGGUGGGGAUGGGGUUGAGGGGUCAGAAAAUUUUAGUUGUGUUACAAUGAAAUUUACUCUACUCCCCCAUAAGGCUCCGUUUCACAAAUUGACCAUAAUUUUUCCAUUUUCCAUUUUUUUUUUGUCUAUAACCUCAAUGAUCAAAGAAAUGACGUCGAUAACGCACAAAAUUAAAGUGAAACUACGAGGAGCAGCCGAGUGGCUUCACUGCAACCUUUGAACAUUUCUAUGAUCGAUAAGGAUAUCGACGAUGAAAAAUGGCGGUCGAUUUACUUCUUUACAAUAACGAUGAAUUUCUAUGCAAGUUGAAUUUUUUUUUUGUAAAAUUACGUGCACAGGACAUGAUCGAUCGUGGCUUUGUUGUUUGUUUUCAUUUGUGUUAUUGAAUGACUUCUACGAUGAAACACCAGUAAGAGAUGGAUGGCAAUAGACACUGUUACCCUGUAUCGUUUUUUUAUUGCCCACUCAGUUUUGACUUUUGUGCCGUUUGAUUCGGCAUCGGCAAGUAUUUGUACAUGGUUGUCCGUCUUUCAAAGUUACCACUGAAAACCGGAUUUCUAUUUCUGAAGAUUUACCUCCACUUUUUCUUCUAUCUCGACAAGUUAUUCUUCUGAAAAUUUCUCUAAGUAUACCGAUCUGGAAAUUUUUGAAGUGUGUUUCUGUCUAUAUCUCAAAACUUUGCAAUUGUUUUUGCGCGAUAAAUAUCUUAUCCGACAUGGCGAGGAUUACCGACCGUUGCGUUACAUGAUACGUCAUUUUUAUCGUCUAUAACUUUAUUAAUAGCAGUUCUCGACCAAUAGCGCACAAGAAUUUCCACAGUUAUGGUAAAAAUAUUCUUAUGUUCCCCCUCCUCCUCAUUGGCAGGUGGCCUUAAGUGAAUUCUCUAUAGUCACCCCUCUCAAACUCUGUUGGUGGCAAUUGAUCCCCCUUCGUGUCAACUAAAAAAAUGUGAUCCCCCGGGUGUCUGGACUAUUCAGUACAAUGUUUGUGUAACCAUUGUUGUUACUUUUAGUGGUGUGGAAGCCAGUGUUCUCCAUUCAUCCCCAAGACACAACUGUGUAUGUUGACGAUGAUGCCACCACCGUAACGGUUAAUCUCUCUUGUGCAGCAAAUGGCUCCCCACUUCCAGUGAUCAGUUGGUUAAAAAACAACUCCAAAGUUGAAGAUGCAGUGAUUCGAAGUCAAAACAUCUCCAUCCUCACUGUUGUAAUCAACGAGGGGACAGAAAAGCACUUAAGAUAUCGUUGCGUUGCUAAAAACUCGUUGGGAAACAUAUCUUCCCAGGAAGCCACACUGAUGAUCGCAAAACGUGAUGAGGAACGUUUACCAAUGGAGGGUGAGCUUACAGCUCAAAUUCACAAAUCAGAUAUCGGAUCAUAGCGGAAAGUUACCGAAAAGAUAAAAUUUCCUCUGUUUUAGUUACAAAGAAUGUUUUCCAAAACUUCUUCGAAGCCUUAGGUUGGAAGAUCGUCUAGAAUUAAGUUUAAAAAUCUUUUUUUGCAAAAGCAAUGAUACAAAUUAAGAAACAUGAUUAUGUCAAAAUCAAUGCGAUCCAAAGCCUGGAGUUUGGAUUUUAUUUCUUGGCAGGAGACAUCCUUGUUUUCAGUUUUUUCAUCCAAGGGCUACUUCGGUGCCUUUGGGCAUUUUUUUUUUUUUUUUGAAAGAAAAUUCACCACCCUUUCAAUUAACCGUGUGCUCUACUGGUGCUUUAUCUCUAGCAGAGUAUUUUUUAUACAAUUGAAUAUUUUUGCUAAAUCUCGCAAUUUCAGCUGAUAACGGAACGAUCACCAACGAAAAUGGGUCUGAAAUCAUUUUUUCCACCGUGAUAACUGGGACUUCAAUUCUUAUUAUCAUCUUUAUUCUAUCUGUUAUCAAAUGGAGAAUGGAAAAGAGAUCAGUCUACCAACUAGACCAGGAGGUAGGUGCUUAAAUCGCUUAAUCAUCGCCUUUUCCCAUUUUCCCAAUAAUUAUCCCGAAACUGUACAGGUUUUUCCUCACUAACUAAGAGCUGGUCCUGCCAUUGAUUCGCAAAUUUUCAAUGCAAUUCAAAACUGAGUUGACUAAUCUGGACUUGUUCAGCUUUAUUUUCUCGCACUAAUUUUGCAUACAUUUAUUUUGACCUUUAAUAGCCUUCUUUUGAUUUACCUUUGUUGUGAAAUUUGUUAUUAAUUUAGUUUCGGUUUUAAUGAGGUCAACAGAUAUGGGCACAAUAAAAAAAUCCGCCCUUUGGGGUACACAUUAAGGUUUUUUAAAAGCAUACUGACGUGAUAUAAUCUUUUUCUUUUGUCAAAUCAGAUUUUUAGAAGGACUCAAGAGGCUUUUGCGAUUAAAAUCACAAGCACAAACGAUACGAUAAAUCAGUUACGAAACAGCCAGUCUGCAUUAACCGAUGAUGGUCAACACACGGAUCCAUCUACUACUGGCGAAAACGAAGUUGUUGAAAACGAAAUUUAUUUACAAUUGAUGGCAGUUGACAGAAACUGGGAGAUUCCCAGAGAUAGACUGACUGUUUCAGAGGAGAAACUUGGCAGAGGAGAAUUUGGAGAGGUUAAGAAAGGAGUUUACCUAAGAACUGAUGGAAAUGAACUUUCAGUGGCGGUGAAAAUUCUGAAAGGUUGAAAAAUCAAUACAUAUUUUUGAGAUUAAAUGAUCAAAGAUAUAUCCUUCAGAGGGUGUUGACGGAAGAUAAAUCUCACCUGUCCUUGAAUUUCCAGACUAGGAUUCAUAUCAUCGAUAAGCACGAUAGCCUCUACAAGUAAUAAUUAUAAUUUAAUAAUUUAUAAACUUACAAAGCGCAUGCUAUAUGAAACUAAAGUAAUUAACAUUGCAGGUCGGAAAAUGAAUCGCAGCAGACAUAUUGACAACAAUCAACCUUAAAUUGUUAGGCUAGUGAUGACAAAGGACAGGAUAUCAAACUGGACAGCGAAUGACAGAAUUGAAACCUUAAAAAAAUUGGGGAAAUUUUCAAGAUUUGUGAUUUGCGGCGUGCCAACUUAAACUUAUCGUCCAAACCCUGAGUGAUAAGAACGUCAUGCAUACCUUUUGGUGAUAAAAAACUCCUAGAGCAGAAGGGAACCAAUUAUUUUUCUGAGGACCCUUCUGUAAACCACUUCAUGACGUUGGCAUCCUCAUUAAAGAUUACUAUUGUUUUAUUAUAUCAUAAAGUUAGUUUUCAUACCACGUCUUCUUUGACAGAUAACAAAGACAGACAGCAGCGAAUGGCGCUAAUCAAAGAACUGGAGACACUUAUCCAAGUUGGUCGCCAUCCGAAUAUUGUCAGUUUGGUCGGAGCUUGCACCUUUGAAGGUAAGGGAUCGGCGAUUCAAAAAGUUACGGCGAACGUUGGAGGGCAAGUUGUGUCAAUAAAAAUUUGUGUAGCGGAGAUGGAAAUAAGAUUUCAGAAAAAACAAUUGUACUGUGGGUGCAGAGCCUUCGUCUUAUUUCGAUGAUUUAGGGAAAGUCUUCACCUUUAGCCCAGAGGUUUUAAAAAACUAUGCAGUAAGAUGAAUUUCGAUAAACCGAUUUCAAAUUCACUGAAUCCAAAUUAAACUUAAUUAAUUCGUUUUUGAUUCACCGGCACGCAUACCUUUAAAUGUUAAAUAUUUCCAAGAAACUAGUUUUUCCAUGGUAAGCAUGUAUGUAAAAAAUGAUGUAUCGAUUUAUUGAUUGAUUUGUGUCCAUUGGUAAAGAGAUUAUUUUGGGCCGUCAGAACAAAUCUAAAGAGGUUUUAUAUUUCGAGUCAGCAGUGCAGUGUGAUGUUUCAGAAGCACUUUAAGUUUUCAACGUUUCUUUUUUCACCUCUAGAGCCUCUUUGCAUCGUCAUUGAAUAUGUCUGUGGAGGAAGUCUUGAUAAAUUGCUUCGAAGUAGUCGCGUCCAAAAUCACCAAGUUGAUCCAACUUAUGUUAACAUAUGGUCAAGACUGACAGAGAGAGAAUUAUUGAGGAUUGCUUCAGACGUCGCUAGUGGCAUGAGCCACUUGGAAAGUAAACAGGUCUGUUCAUGGAUUCAUGAGUGAGGUGCAUGUUUUUGCUAGAUAUACUUUUGGUAACAUUUUUGUCACGUACUGUCCGUAAAUGCAAACUGAAUAGUUGCGGAUUAAAAGCGGCGAAAUGCAGAUGAUACGCACGUAGAGUAGUGCGAAGCAAAAAAAGUCUCAAGAGAAAUGCGAGCGAAAGGGAAACGAAAUUAAAAAAAGGUAUAAACGGAACAUUACAAGCGAAAAAAAUGAAAAAAAAGUAAUACUAAAUCCAACUUAGUUAACAGAAAUAAAAGAAAAAAAAUGAAUGGUUUAGCACAAUUGAUAAGAAUUGAGGAGACACGAUUCCUGUUGAUGAUUAUAGAGAAAAUGACACUUACAUAGGUGUGCAUACCAUGACUAGAACAGCAGUACUUGAUUUCCUUUAUCUGUGGUUCAGUGCAUUCAUCGCGACUUGGCGUGCAGAAAUGUUCUUGUUGGAAAAGGGUUGGUAGCCAAGGUGGCUGAUUUUGGAAUGGCACGUGACGUAUCCACAGAUGGGCAGUACAUCAAGACAACAGAGGUAUAUAUUUUACUUAUUGCUCAGAACGAUCUUAAUGACUGGAACUCCGACAACUGAGUGGAACUCUACACAAUUUUAACUCACGCAUUAACUCACUUUGGGUGGAAAGUUGGUUUGCCAGCAUAACUCACAAUCCUUAACAAAAUAUCUAUUGGUUCCCACCUUUUAACAACACUCAUAACAUGACCGACGAACCUCACAGAAAGACUUCACCACAUUGAUGAAUCUUCUCUGAACAGUCAAACGAAGGAAAGUCAAGUGGUUGCAGUAUUACAACCUUAGAUAUUACCAUUACGGCAAAACUGAGUUGGGAAUCAGACUGAGCUGGGACUCUGUUCUCAUAAAUCAGACUCGCGACAGUAAGAUUAUAAUAAACUUUUUAUUUGACUCUGGUGCUGAGUUUUACCGGGGGUUGCCAAACCGCUAGUCUGUGCUCGUGACAACACUCCUCGCGAUCAAUAAAAUUGUAUGUAAUUAACAAUUUCUUGUAAGAACUAAGCAUUCGAAAUUAAGAGAUCCUCGCAGCUAAGAACACUACUGAAACGAAUAGUGGAAAAUAGGACCUGAAAAAAAUUCAGACCCGUACGGGAUUUGAACCCAUGACCUCUGCGAUACCGGUACAGUGCUCUACCAACUGAGCUAACAAGCCAACUGGGAGCUGGUCAAUGUGUUGGGUCCAAAUAAACCAUCCAAGUGAUGAAUGAUGAUUUUAGAUAUAUUAAAUUCAUAUAUUUGCACUGCGGUGAAGAAACUAGAUUAAGAGAUCCUCGCAGCUAAGAACACUACUGAAACGAGUAGUUGAAAAUAGGACCUGGAAAAAAUUCAGACUCAUACGGGAUUUGAACCCAUGACCUCUGCGAUAUCGGUGCAGCGCUCUAACAACUGAGCUAACAAGCCAACUGGGAGCUGGUCAAUGUGUUUGGUCCAAAUAAACCAUCCAAGCGAUGAAUAAUGAUUUUAGACACGAGGAUCUCUUAAUUUCGUUUCUUAAUUUAGUUUCUUCACAGUAUGGGCCUGAAUUUUUUCAGGUCCUCUUUUCAACUACUCGUUUCAGGUCCUAUUUUCAACUACUCGUUUCAGUAGUGUUCUUAGCUGCGAGGAUCUCUUAAUCUAGUUUCUUCACCGCAGUGCAAAUAUAUGAAUUUAAUAUAUCUAAAAUCAUCAUUCAUCACUUGGAUGGUUUAUUUGGACCCAACACAUUGACCAGCUCCCAGUUGGCUUGUUCGCUCAGUUGGUAGAGCACUAUACCGGUAUCGCAGAGGUCAUGGGUUCAAAUCCCGUACGGGUCUGAAUUUUUUUCAGGUCCUAUUUUCCACUACUCGUUUCAGUAGUGUUCUUAGCUGCGAGGAUCUCUUAAUUUCGAAUGCUUAGUUCUUAGCUGCGAGGAUCUCUUGAUUUCGUUUUUUCACUGCAGCGCAAAUAAAUAUACCCAUGACCUCUGCGAUAUCGGUGCAGCGCUCUAACAACUGAGCUAACAAGCCAACUGGGAGCUGGUCAAUGUGUUUGGUCCAAAUAAACCAUCCAAGCGAUGAAUAAUGAUUUUAGACACGAGGAUCUCUUAAUUUCGUUUCUUAAUUUAGUUUCUUCACAGUAUGGGCCUGAAUUUUUUCAGGUCCUCUUUUCAACUACUCGUUUCAGGUCCUAUUUUCCACUACUCGUUUCAGUAGUGUUCUUAGCUGCGAGGAUCUCUUAAUUUCGAAUGCUUAGUUCUUAGCUGCGAGGAUCUCUUGAUUUCGUUUUUUCACUGCAGCGCAAAUAUACGAAUUUCAUAUAUCUAUAAUCAUCAACUAAGCAUUCGUUGACUAAUAUCCGAAACUUUAUCACAGGGACGAGUUCCAUGGCUUUGGAUGUCUAUGGAAGCAUUAAGGGGAACUUGUACAAUAAAGGGAGACGUGUAAGUUAUCGGUGUUCCCAGGCUGAAAUUGGAUUACUAUAGAGACUUCACAAUUUGCAAGCCUUAUUUUUAUACUACACUCCUCUAUAGGUGGUCAUUUGGAGUAACCCUGUGGGAGAUUGUUACUCUUGGUAAGUAAAAACCCUAUUGAUAAAAUUAUGUUUAAAACUGAAUGAUUGAGAUCUUAACCUGGAAGAAAAAAAGCUAGACACACCCAUUCCUCCCACAAUCCCAAUAUUCUAAACUGGUGUAGCCUGCGAGCAGGCCGUCAUCAUUUGCGCCGCAGAGCGCGCCUUUCUCCUCCCGCGAGAAGACUUGAGACGAGUCAGGGAGAGGUUUACCGGGCAUGGCAUCAGUGCUAGACACUUUGAAGACCUCUCGCCGACUUGCGUUUCUCAAGGUCUCUUACUUUCCUGACGGCAUGGAAACGCUCGUGCUUAAGUGUUGAUAAUGAAGGUUUGCGUUCAGGCUAAAAUAGGUAAGGAAUUGGGACCCUAAUUCAAUGUCAUCGAUCAAUGAUGCGAAUGGCAGAGAAAAUCGAAACAGAAUUAUCAAGAUACUCUGAUAAAAUUUUCUAGCAUCCAAGUUGCAUCAAAAAGGAUUGCCCAGUAGAUUUACUAAAAGGUUGACCAUGACGUUUCAAGGCACAAGAGGAUCUUCUUCUGAUUUUAGCAAAUGUUUUCAUUGCACAUAAAUCCUUAGUUGAAGGGUUCUAACUAACACUGAUAGACCUUUGUCAUCUUAUGAGAUGGAGGGUAUUACCACCGAACUACAUUUGAUCCUUCUGUUUCUAGGGGAACUACCGUACACGGGUAUCAAAGGCAUUUUAGAGCUUUACGAAUUACUGGAGGGUGGAGCAAGAUUGCCAAAACCACUGCAUUGUUCGGAUGAGCUGUAAGUCUGAGACAUUAAGCCUCGUAGUAUAUUUGUCAGACGAUAUCAGUUACUUCUCUCAUUCUGCAUCUUGUCUUGACGUGAUAGGUCAUCAUGUGCUUUUAUUUCAAAGGUUUUUUUUUUCACCAAUCACCUUUUUUUUCCCUUCAGGUGACUAAUCCACGCACAAAUUUUAUCCUGAAUAACUCCUCAGUGUCUUUAUCAUUCAUUUGUGGAAAUGAAGAUAAAAAUCCCAAUUUAUGAUUACUUUAAUGAAGACCAUAUAUAUCAAGAUGAUGAUAAACAAUGCUGAAAAAUUUGACUGUCGGCAAAUGCUUUAUUUCAGUCUUUCAAUGCAACCACAUGAUCAAGCGUACUUUACUGAAAACUGCUGUUGCAACUGUAGAUUAUAAAAGCAAGGUUUUAUUUUUUGGGGUCUAAGUUUGGUACAACAAAAAUAAAGAACCGUUUGAGCUUUAAGCCAUUAGGUUGAGAGUGUUUUCUGCGUUACGUUUUAGUUAUAACAUUAUGUUAGGCUGUUGGCAGAGGAACCCUGACGAGCGUCCAUCAUUUGAACAGCUUUGUGAGAUGCUGGAGGAACUUUUACAGCAUGAGACUGUGAGUGGGCCCGUAAAGCUUAGUUGAUAUUGAUGUUCUUCUUCCCGUUUUCUGAAUUUCAUCGCUAUUUUGUUUCCAUUUCGAAUAAUAAGAGAGGAAACAUACAAUAAUGAGCAAAACUUUUCUGAGGUUCCUCGAAGGAAUGGAGCAAACUAACAAGGUAGAGUGUUGCUUCUAAAUUUUUGGUUAACCUACUGUCGACUUCCCAUUUUUGUCAACAGUUAAGCUACAGAAUGUGUUUUAACAUUCAAUUUGGGCAGUAGGGGUUUCCUUUGAUAUCAUGGGAAAGGCAUUAUCCCCUCAUUCCAGGCCUUGUUUAUCGAGGAUAAGGAAAAAACAAGUCUGAUCAGUCGGAAGAAUUUUUAAAUCAUGCAUUUCAGAAAGUCUGUGUCAUCUUUACUUUUCCAGAGAACAUACAUUAAUGUCACUUACUUCAAAGAGCAAAACAAAAAGGAAGCUAUUUGGGUAUGAGUUAACUUUACGUUCAACACAAGUGGAAGACGUUGCCAUGAAAGUGCAAAAUCGAAGAUCGAAGAUUUUGUCACCUAUUAAACGUGGAUAGACUUCAGGCGUAAGCCACCUGUUUACCCUGCCAUUAUGGGGAGAAAUAACAAGUUCAUCACUUCAGGAAUGGAUGCGCUGGGGGAUGGUGUAGAAUACUGGCAUUCAAUGACAGUUUGGCUAUUCGAGUAAACGCUUAUAUGAUAACUUUUCCUUGUGACUUUUUGGUUUAAUUCAAAUCUACUGAGCUUCCACUCUAAGUUGGUUAUAGCUAUGCAUGUACUUUACAAUGUAGAUGUGAGUCAAUUUUUUAAUUUUUAGAAUAGUCAACCAGCACAAUUUAACGUAGCCUCGGGGCUCCGAACAGAUUACAUCUGUUCUGUACUUUGAAGUACUGUCCCUUAGCGAUGAUAAACUCAUAAUUACAACGGUGUAUCCUUGUUUUAAUUUUAUUUGCUGGUUUAUUAUCUUUUUUUUCUUAAAUACAUUUUUUAUAUGGGAAUCACAAGUGUGACUUAUUCACUUUUUAUUAAUUUACACAGAUUAUCUUCAAAAAGAUGAUCCUAGCUCAUCAUUGCAUAGAAAAAAACAUAUAGAUGCAUAGGUGAUUUAAAAUAAUGCCUCCUUUUUACGUUAUUAUUUUUCAUAAUAUUUUGCUAUUUUAGUCUUUGACGCUUCGCUUUCCUAGGAACAUUUUUUUCUCGAUCAGUUGCAAGUCUAGCCGAAGCCACAGAAUUGUUGUAUCUCGUUCAGAAAUCUGAAAGAGUUUAUAAACUUUGUAUUUACCGUAGGAAUUCAAAGAGGGGUAAGAACUCAUAAAUCUUGCUCUUUACACGUUGACGUCGCUGAUCCUGACGAUAUGCGAGACUUCCGAGGAACUCAGAGCAUCCAAUUAGUGAAGUCGCUAGCCUCGAAUCUUACGGGGGGCUGAGACUUUUAAUCGACUCCUUGAUCGUGGCACGAAUUUUACAUUUUCACUAUUUCAGGACCGAGAUAAGAUUCGCCACCAUGUUAUCUUAAUCACCACUCAGGACUCUUUCGAUAUUGCUCGACGAUCACAGAUCAUCGCGGUGUAUGCCAGGAGCCGCAUAAGACAAAAUGACUCAUAAUACUGAUAUGCGUUCUAUCUCGCCAAGCGUUCACUACGGCGCAAAGUAUUGCAAUAUCAUUUAACUGGUCUUCGGAACUUGGGGAAGAUUAUUUUCGUAGAUUAAACUAGAUACAUUAAAC
Messenger RNA from Pocillopora meandrina, 11339 nucleotides. The record is from the annotation of a GenBank genome assembly. Lineage: Eukaryota; Metazoa; Cnidaria; Anthozoa; Scleractinia; Pocilloporidae.